Molecule: messenger RNA, 1703 nt
Organism: Arabidopsis thaliana (thale cress)
Lineage: Eukaryota; Viridiplantae; Streptophyta; Magnoliopsida; Brassicales; Brassicaceae
Gene: HCF244
Product: NAD(P)-binding Rossmann-fold superfamily protein
Exons: 7
Coding region: 188-1375 (395 amino acids)
Biological process (GO): translational initiation
Cellular component (GO): chloroplast thylakoid membrane; chloroplast stroma
Source: RefSeq, marked reviewed
CCGGCCCGUAAGUAUUAUUAUAGAAACCGAUAUAAAGUUUCCUUUUUCUUAAUAAUAUUUAUUCCGUGGCAGCAAAUGCAAGCCAAUCCAAUGUCAAAACACCAGCUGACGUGGCCAAACGCACAUCAACUGUCGUCUCUCUAUCUCUCUCUCCCUCACUUGUCUCUCUCUCUUCUCUUCGACACUGAUGGCUUCGCUCAGGCUCCCCGCUCAACUAGUUACACGUGGCAAUCUCAUCCACCACAACUCUUCAUCCUCCUCCUCCGGGCGUCUGUCUUGGCGACGUUCUCUCACACCGGAAAAUACAAUCCCGCUCUUCCCAUCUUCCUCAUCCUCAUCCCUUAACCGGGAACGAUCAAUAGUAGUUCCGGUUACAUGCAGUGCUGCAGCGGUUAAUCUUGCUCCGGGGACACCAGUCCGACCCACGAGCAUCUUGGUGGUUGGAGCCACUGGAACUUUGGGAAGACAAAUCGUCCGGAGAGCUUUAGAUGAAGGGUAUGAUGUUAGGUGUUUGGUCCGACCAAGACCAGCUCCCGCCGAUUUCCUCCGUGAUUGGGGCGCCACCGUAGUCAAUGCGGAUCUUAGUAAACCGGAGACAAUUCCGGCGACUUUGGUCGGGAUUCACACUGUAAUUGAUUGUGCCACGGGACGUCCUGAAGAACCUAUCAAGACGGUAGAUUGGGAAGGAAAAGUUGCUCUGAUACAAUGUGCAAAGGCAAUGGGGAUUCAGAAAUACGUCUUUUACUCAAUCCACAAUUGCGAUAAGCAUCCUGAGGUUCCUCUCAUGGAGAUUAAGUACUGCACUGAGAAGUUUCUUCAGGAAUCUGGUUUAAACCACAUCACCAUUCGGUUAUGUGGUUUCAUGCAAGGUCUUAUUGGUCAAUAUGCAGUUCCAAUUCUGGAGGAGAAAUCGGUUUGGGGAACAGAUGCACCAACGCGUGUUGCUUACAUGGACACACAGGAUAUUGCUAGGCUGACACUUAUAGCUUUACGUAAUGAGAAGAUCAAUGGAAAACUUCUGACUUUCGCUGGCCCUCGUGCAUGGACAACACAAGAAGUGAUAACACUAUGUGAGAGACUUGCUGGGCAAGAUGCAAAUGUCACAACCGUUCCAGUUUCUGUAUUGAGAGUCACGCGUCAGUUAACUCGGUUCUUUCAAUGGACAAAUGAUGUCGCGGAUAGACUGGCCUUCUCAGAGGUUCUCUCGAGUGACACGGUCUUCUCUGCUCCGAUGACUGAGACUAAUAGUCUACUAGGUGUGGAUCAGAAGGAUAUGGUGACUCUAGAGAAGUACUUGCAGGAUUACUUCAGCAACAUAUUGAAGAAACUAAAGGAUCUAAAGGCACAAUCCAAGCAAUCAGACAUCUACUUCUGAGUUUCUGACCUUGUAGUGUCUUCAUAAGAUUCAACACUAUUUAUAAACUGCAUUUGCAACCAUACUGUGAGAUUCGUUGUUGCUCUGUUCUUCAAUGGUUAUUGUGCUUCUUCUUGUAAUUAAAGAGAAUUAUUGUAAUGUAAAUGUAGCUUGAGGUGCCCAGAGAGAUUCUUUGUUACCUUGAGGAGAAACCAACAGGUAAAAAAAGAUAAUGAGAUUCCCUUACAAAACCAUCUCUGUUUGACUUUUGUUCGAGGCUAGGGCUGUGAGCUUCUUGUUACAGUGUUUUCUUCACCUUAAAGUCUUCUUCUCAUUCAUUGGUUCUUGU